Molecule: messenger RNA, 3572 nt
Organism: Dunckerocampus dactyliophorus (ringed pipefish)
Lineage: Eukaryota; Metazoa; Chordata; Actinopteri; Syngnathiformes; Syngnathidae
Gene: best2
Product: bestrophin 2
Exons: 13
Coding region: 333-2165 (610 amino acids)
Molecular function (GO): chloride channel activity
Source: RefSeq, a predicted model, not a curated record
UACUGCUAUGUCGAUGUCAGGGUUAUGUGCUCUUGAGCCAAAAACACCACUGGAGAGCACACAGCGACUGAGAGAGAGGACUUUGACUACAUGUGAACAUUUGUCCUGUGGACCAAUUACGCACCGAAAUGAGACAGUUGGGCCUCUAAAUUACAAGAGUACUGCGGUCGCCAAUGGUGACUGUAUCCACACUCGAGUACCAGCAAUCUGUGAGGACAAUGGUGCGGCCCAUUGGCAGUGGUCAGUUGGGCCUUUCCAAGGUUUAACAAGGUAUUAGUGAGGUGAUUCCAAACUAUACAGUUUAUUGUGAGGCUGGGCACUGACUGUCACCAAUGACCGUCACCUACACGGCCAGGGUGGCAAAUGCUCGCUUCUGUGGCUUUUCCAAGUUGCUUUUGGUGUGGAAAGGAAGUAUCUACAAGGUGUUGUACAAGGAGUUCCUGGCUUUCUUUGCCAUGUACACGGCCAUUAGCAUCACAUACAGAUUCUUCCUACCUGAUGAUCAGAAGAGGUAUUUUGAGAAGCUGGCAAUUUAUUGCAACCACUAUGCCAGUCUCAUCCCGAUGUCCUUUGUACUAGGUUUCUAUGUGACCCUAGUGGUGAACCGCUGGUGGAACCAGUACACCAGCAUCCCUCUACCCGAUCAGCUCAUGUGUGUCCUCUCGGGGGGCCUCCAGGGCAGUGACGAGCGGGGCCGCCUGCUCAGACGCACCAUGAUGCGCUACGCCAGUCUGUCGGCCCUGCUCAUCCUCAGAUCUGUCAGCACGGCCGUCUUCAAGCGCUUCCCCACCAUGGACCACGUGGUGGAGGCAGGAUUCAUGACCAGAGAGGAGCGCAAGAAGUUCGAAGGCCUCCAUUCUCCCUAUAACAAAUACUGGAUCCCUUGUGUGUGGUUCACCAACCUGGCUGCUGUGGCUCGCUGUGAGGGCCGCAUCAAAGACGACCAUACGCUGAAAUUGCUACUGGAGGAACUGAAUGUGUUCAGGGGAAAAUGCAGCAUGCUGUUUCACUACGACAUGAUCAGCGUUCCCCUGGUCUACACUCAGGUGGUGACUUUGGCCGUGUACAGUUUUUUCCUGGUGUGUCUAAUUGGUCGUCAGUUCCUGGAUCCCGAUCAAGGUUAUCCAGGACACGACCUUGACCUCUAUGUGCCAAUCUUCACCUUACUGCAAUUCUUCUUUUACGCUGGGUGGCUCAAGGUUGCAGAGCAGCUGAUCAACCCUUUUGGAGAAGAUGACGAUGACUUUGAAACAAAUUGGUUGAUCGACAGAAACUUCCAGGUGUCCAUGAUGGCGGUGGACGAGAUGUACGGAGAUCUGCCCAUGAUGGAACGGGACCGCUACUGGAAUGACUCGAACCCCAGACCCCCCUACACAGCUGCAACUCUCUUUGUCCUUCGCAAGCCCUCCUUUCAGGGCUCUACUUUUGACAUGGCGAUUCCCAAAGAGGAGAUGCACUUCCAGCCCCUGGAGGAGAUAGCGGAGAACAUAGAGGAGUCAGUCAGCCGUCACCCCAACAUGGCUCUCUUCAACCGUCUCCUUAAUGCGGCCCCCUCGCCCAGCGGCCUCAUGGGCGGAGCUCUGCGACGCACCUCGGCCCAGCUGCAGCAGCUCCACCACUCCCCCAGCAUUGACCAGUGCAUCAGUGACGAUGACGACAGUGAGAGUUGUAAGAUAGGUAAAGGGGGGUCUUUGCCGUCUGGAUUGGGGCAAGACACCCAGAGCACUAUUUGCAGUUUCAGGGAGGAGAAGAGCGCCAGAGUGCCUCUGCUGGACAUUCAGUUUGAUGGGCCAGCAGCGGACACCAUCAGCCAGAGGGAUCAGAGCACGAGGAAGUACGGACAAGGGGUGGAAAAUGGCCACACAAGGGAGGAAGAAGAGAAGACGGACAUCCAGCCUCCUUCUCCUCCUUCACCUCCUUCUAGAGAAACUCCACCAGCCUCCGCUAUUCCCAUCACCCCACAACACCUCUCUGCUUUCCUAUUUAACCCCUCUUCCUCUCAUCUGGAGCACUGCAGCUCCCAGCCCAUCAUCAACCACCACAGACUUGUGCCCACCACUGCCAAACCUUCUUUGGGUCAGCACAAAAACUUCCUCACUGUGCCAUCUUUUGAGCCCCAGCGCUUCCGAAGUGUCAGCAUGGGAUCAGAGCUGACUGGGACUUAGGUGCGCAACACUUACACAUCGUAGGACAUUUGCUACUAUAAUGCUGCAUUCAAUGCACCUGAAAUUAAUCAUAUAAAUACAGUGCAUAAUUCUGCAAUCACAGCCCCUGAAAUUUGUCGAUUUUUGGUUACAAAAUAGUUGUUUUUCUGUCAAAAUAGACCGCCUUUUCUGCAGAAAUCAUAUCCCAGUCACCAUAAGUUGGUAAUAACUUAUAAACAUGUGAUAAUGCAGGUAAAAUGUACAGCAACCACUGUUAGAAAACCCCACAAUUUGGACACGUUUAUGUCUUCAUGCUUCACUGAUAAUGUUUUUCAGUCAAGCAUUGAGAUUUCGCACAUUGCUCGGCGGUCCUUGAACACACCAUCUUUGCUUUUGAGCCGCAAAAGUGAAACAAUCCGGCCUCAAAACGUGCAGUGAGGUGAACACUAAUGGAUAUGAUUAGAAGUUGUUAAAGUGGACAAAAUGAGUUUCCUCCUUAGGGUGGCUGGGCUUUCCCCGAGAGAUAAGGUGAGAAGCACUGUCCUCCGGGAGAAACUCCGAGUAGAAUCGCUGCUCCUUCGCAUUGAGAGGAGCCAGAUGAGGUGGCUUGGGCAUCUUGUCAGCAUGCCUCCCAGAGGCCUCCCUGGGGAGGUGUUCAGGACAUGUCCGACUGGUUGAAGGCAUCGGGGAAGACCCAGGACACGUUGGAGAGACUUAUGUUUCUCAACUGGCCUGGGAACGCCUCGGGAUACGCUGGGAGGAGCUGGAUGAAGUCUGGGCUUCCGCCAGCGACCCGACCUCGGAUAAGCGGUUGAAGAUGGAUGGAUGGAUGGAUGGAUGGAUGGAUGGAUAUAAGUUGCUAAUGGAAUUACAAUAGCUGAGCAGUGUGUCUCAAAGAAGCGCCUUCUUCCACAGCUAUCUGGGACAACCCAGGGGCCUGGAGAGCCUGGGGAGCCUCGUACUACCGCUAGCCUCUAGCCUAGUGAGGUGGAGGCAGUCCUACAAAAGACGUAAGUGCAGUUGUCGUGCUAGCGCGUGACUCCGAGUCAUCUGUUCUAUCAACCAUCAUUAUCAUUCAUUAGUGGAAGGACUGCACCGGGCCUGGAGGUCUGAGGUCUUCGUACACAGUCUGCUGCCGUAGAGCAAAGGACUGCAUGGAGCAAUAUGGGCUUUGAGAAGAAGUUCCUCCUCCUGCUCCCGGCGGAACUUUGAAUUCUCUCCCCGACGAUGCUGUCGCAAGAAGAAAUUCAUCAGUGUUUCUCUCGAAAGCCACACAGCUCGGAGAAGCAGCAGAGGCUGUAGACACAAACCCACCUCUGCCAUCCUGGUAUCACAUUGACUGGCCUUCUUCUCACUCGUCAUGAUCACCGAGCUCUGCACAAACCAAGCUGAUACACUUGAAACCAUCUCAAAAAUAAAGUUGUUACA